AUGCCCGGGGGACCAGCAGCCGGGCGACCUCUUCCCGGCCCCCGGGGCUCCUCGCUGGACCGCUCGCUGCCAGGGGACGCCGACGGGGGCCCCGAUGCCUGCGAGGGCUCCUCCGCCGGUGGGCCGCACCCCAUCGCCACGCCCCCGGCCCACCGCCUCAUCAGGAUGGCGGCGCCGGGCAGCUCCGCGAUGGAGGCCCGACGCCGGAUGCGGGACCCCUGCCUCCUGGCCGGCUGGCGGGCCCUCGGCCCGGGGGGCGCCGGUCUCCGGGCCAGCUGGCCACAGGCCCCGAGCACGCGGCACCCGGCCCGCGGGCCCUUCCGCCCGGCCCUCCGCGCGCCUGGCACCCGGCGCCACACGGCCGGCGCGCACGGGCCUGCCGGUGGCCCCGGCCGCGGUCGCGUGGACACGGGCUCCUCGCGCGGGCCCCCGUAG
Messenger RNA from Fonticula alba, 435 nucleotides. RefSeq lists its product as hypothetical. Lineage: Eukaryota; Rotosphaerida; Fonticulaceae. The transcript is spliced from 3 exons. The record is from RefSeq and is a predicted model, not a curated record. Bases 1 to 435 code for a protein of 144 amino acids.